GCGCGCUUUUCGUUUGAACGAGCACCCAAGGUCCAAUUCAUACACUUAGGGAGUAUUUGAGGGAAUCAUCUAGACCCCUCUGACUGUUUAAGAAUGUCCGUGAAAGUUGUGAAAUCGGUCUGAACUUGUGUUCAAACUUAGCCAAGUGACAAUUCGCCCAUUCCUUUUUGGCUUCGCGUUUUCGAGGGUGCGGCCACCGGGUGAUCUGGCAAUCGAGUGAAGGAAGGGAACAUCUGCCGAUCCCCCAUUGCAGAGGCCGUCUUCAGGAAGAUGGCAACCGAUGCGGGGGUCGUUGACAAGUGGAGGAUAGACAGCGCCGCCACGUCGACGUACGAGAUAGGGAACCCGCCCGACCAUCGCGGCCUGGCCUGCAUGCGACGGCACGACGUGCCUAUGAGCCACCAGGCCCGGCAGGUGACCAAGGACGACUUCAUGAGCUUUGAUUUUAUCCUCUGCAUGGACGAGAGCAAUUUAAGUAACUUGAAGCGUAUGGCCGGCCCAGUGAAGAAUCGCCGGGCAAAAAUCGAGCUGCUCGGCGCGUACGACCCGCAGAAGCAGCUGAUCAUCGAAGAUCCCUAUUACGGAAGCGACCAAGACUUUGAAAAGGUGUACGAGCAGUGCCGCCGAUGCUGCGAGGCCUUCCUCCAGUCCAACUCGUAGCGUGGCUUACGCAGUCGGCCCAUUGCGUGGUGGUGGUGGUGGUGGUGGUUAAACCAACGCUCUUCACGUUUGUGUCUGAGCGCAGAGCCAUGCCAUGCCAUGCCAUGCCAUGCCAUGCCAUGCCAUGCCAUGCCAUGCCAUGCCAUGCCAUGCCAUGCCAUGCCAUGCCAUGGCAUGCCUGCCUGCCUGCCUGCCUGCCUGUGUGGAAAUAAAACAAAUUCAACUCGC
Syngnathus typhle (broad-nosed pipefish) is the source of this 888-nucleotide messenger RNA. RefSeq names its product acid phosphatase 1 (gene acp1). Lineage: Eukaryota; Metazoa; Chordata; Actinopteri; Syngnathiformes; Syngnathidae. The transcript has 6 exons. Gene Ontology annotation, biological process: protein dephosphorylation. Gene Ontology annotation, molecular function: non-membrane spanning protein tyrosine phosphatase activity; acid phosphatase activity. Bases 271 to 660 code for a protein of 129 amino acids. The record is from RefSeq and is a predicted model, not a curated record. Gene Ontology annotation, cellular component: cytoplasm.